Messenger RNA from Aspergillus campestris IBT 28561, 2172 nucleotides. Its product is annotated as F-box domain protein. Lineage: Eukaryota; Fungi; Ascomycota; Eurotiomycetes; Eurotiales; Aspergillaceae. The transcript has a single exon. Gene Ontology annotation, molecular function: protein binding. Gene Ontology annotation, biological process: SCF-dependent proteasomal ubiquitin-dependent protein catabolic process. Gene Ontology annotation, cellular component: SCF ubiquitin ligase complex. The record is from RefSeq and is a predicted model, not a curated record. The coding region runs from base 1 to 2172 and encodes 723 amino acids.
AUGGCUGCCGUCCCCCGCGAUGCCAACCUCUCCGGAUCCGCCUCCCCCGCCAGUCCACACUCCUCCACCGGCCAGAUUCCUCUCGAACAACCCCCCAAACUCAAGGGUCGUCGGAAACUGCUCCAGAGUCUUCAGCGCAUCUCCUCCAGUCCCGCCCUGACCCGACGUGGUCGUUCCGCCUCCGCCGGAUACCGCCAGAAUGGAAAGGCCUCACUGUCCUGUGUCUCGCUGUCCCAAACCGCGUACACCCCGUGCCUGGGAAACGGGAGCUCCGCUCAGCUUUAUGGCGGCUUGAACGCGAACCCCACGGCCCCCGGAGUCACCAGCACCCCGCCCGAGCCUCACGAUGAGAAUGCCCGCAUCCGCCUGGUCGGUUCCGAAUCAUCCUCCCGGGUCAUCCGUCUGCCCACCGAGGUGAGACCAGGUUCCCGAGGGUCACCGUCGGCGCCCGACGUAUCCGAAGACCUCACCCCCCAGCCGUCCACGUCCCAGCCCAAGAAGCCUUUCGAUUUCUGGGCGAGCAUGCCCAGCGAGCUUAAGGUGCUCAUCUUCCACUACCUCACCCCCAAGGAGAUCGUGCGAUGCUCGGCGGUCUCGAAGAAGUGGCACAAGAUGUGCUAUGACGGCCAGCUGUGGACCACGAUCGACACCACCGAUUACUAUGGCGAUGUCUCGAGUGACGGCCUUGUUAAGAUCAUCACCGCCGCCGGUCCCUUCGUCCGUGACCUCAACCUCCGCGGCUGUGUCCAGCUGAGGGAUAAGUGGCGCUCCGAAGGCGAGCGGAUGACGGACCUCUGUCGGAACAUCGAGCGGUUCUCCCUCGAGGGGUGUCGCAUCGACAAGACCUCCAUGCACUGUUUCCUCUUGCGCAACCCACGUCUGCAGUACAUCAACGUAUCCGGCCUCUCCAGCGUGACGAAUUCCGCCAUGAAAAUUGUCGCGCAGGCCUGCCCCCAGCUGCAGGUCUUGAACGUGUCCUGGUGCACCAGUGUCGAUACCGCGGGCCUGGCGAAGGUCAUCGAAGCCUGCACUCACCUCAAAGACCUCCGCGCGAGCGAGAUCCGCGGAUUCGACGAUGUCGACUUCGCCUUGGAGCUGUUCGAGCGGAAUACCCUGGAACGCCUCCUGGUGAGUCGCACCGAUCUCACCGACAAGAGCCUGCAGGCCCUCAUGCACGGUCUCGACCCGGAGAUGGAUGUGCUGGACGAACGGGCUCUCGUCCCCCCGCGCCGGCUCCGACACCUCGACCUCCACCGGUGCGCCGCGUUGACCGACGACGGGGUCAAGAGUCUCGCCCACAACGUCCCCCACUUGGAGGGCCUCCAGCUCUCCCAGUGCUCCGAGCUGACGGACGAGUCGGUCACGGCGGUCAUCAAGACCACGCCCCGCCUUUCACACCUGGACCUCGAGGACAUCGAACACCUCUCCAACAACACUCUCGUCGAGUUGGCCAAGGCUCCGUGCGCCGACCACCUCGAGCACCUCAACAUCAGCUACUGCGAGAGCAUGGGAGACGUCGGCAUGCUGCAGAUCAUGAAGAGCUGCCCCGCCCUGCGUUCGGUCGAGAUGGACAACACCCGGGUCUCCGACCUCACCCUGAUGGAGGCCAGCCUCCGCAUCCGCCGACGCGGCUACAGCGAAGAGCUGCCGCGGGUGGGCUUGCGGCUGGUCAUCUUCGACUGUGCCAACGUGACCUGGGCUGGCGUCAAGGAGGUUCUGUCCAGCAACGCCUACGUCCCGCGUGUGCGCAAAUCCAUGCAGGCCGUCUCCGUCGUGGCCCAGACGGUCCUACCCGACCAGCCCGCAGCCGCCCCGGCUGUAAUCACCUCGUCCAUCACCCCGCCCCCGUCGCCCCCGUUGUAUCCCAGUGCGGUCAUCCAGCUCAAGUGUUUCUACGGAUGGCAGAUGACCGUAGACGAGCACAACAAGCGCGUCCUGCGGGGAGAUCUCGCCGCGGCCAGCCGCCUGGAUCGCAAAUGGGCCGACUACAUGAUCGCCCAUGAGGAGGCUGGCACGGCGGGAGCCGGUGCCCGCCGACGACGGCGCCGCGCCCACGCAGCCGAGCAAGUCUACGAGCAAGACGAGGAAGCCGAUGGCGGCGAAGGAAACCCGGCCGGGGGGGCUCGACGCCGACGAGCGCAGAGUAGCGGUAGUUCCUGCGUCAUUAUGUGA